AUGGCUCGCGGUUACUGCACAGAGGUUACACCGCAAUGCCCAGUAGAAGCAACUACAUAUGGAUACCGACCUAAUCAAGGUGGAAACAUCUUUUUCUGUGUUGUCUUCGGAAUUCUGUUUAUUGCACAGCUCUUCCUUGGAAUCAAGGCUCGUCUGAAGGGCUUCACCUUCGCUGUUUCGAUCGGAUGUUUUGGAGAAUGUGUCGGAUACAUUGGCAGACUUAUCAUGCACAACAACCCGUGGAGUGAUACUGGCUUCAAAAUUCAGAUUGUCUGCCUCAUUCUGUCGCCCUCUUUCCUUGCCGCUGGCAUCUACCUUACGAUUAAGCAUCUGGUCAUCCACUUCGGUCCUCAAUACUCCAGGCUCAAGCCUAGCCUCUACACCUGGAUCUUUAUCACUGCCGAUGCAGCGAGUAUCCUCGUUCAAGCUGCAGGUGGUGGUAUCGCUGCAGGCGAAAACUACGAGCUUGUCAAGAUUGGAAACUCAAUCAUGGUUGCUGGUAUCUGUAUCCAGGUCGCUACCAUGGCACUCUGUGGUCUUGUCGCCGCCGACUUCUUCUUCCGCCGUUACAGGUCAAAGCAAGCACAAACCAACCUCGACGACCCAAUGACUCGCUCAACUGCUGGCUUCAAGUACUACGUUGGCGCAUCAGGCCUGGCCUUUAUUGCUGUUUUCAUCCGUUCCAUCUAUCGUAUUCCCGAGAUGGUCGGUGGCUGGGGCAACCCUCUGAUGCAGAAUGAGAAGGAGUUCUUGAUCCUUGACGGAAUGAUGGUCUGCAUUGCCGCCAUAGCCCUCACCGUCGCACAUCCCGGAGUGUUCUUCCCUGAAUUCAAGGAGCACAAGAAGCCUAAGAAGGAGAAGAAGAGCAAAAAGAACAAGAAGAGCAAGAAGGCCGAGGAAGCUGGCCUCGAACUGUCAAGCAGUGACAGUGUAUAG
Messenger RNA from Aureobasidium subglaciale EXF-2481, 936 nucleotides. RefSeq lists its product as uncharacterized. The record is from RefSeq and is a predicted model, not a curated record. The coding region runs from base 1 to 936 and encodes 311 amino acids. Lineage: Eukaryota; Fungi; Ascomycota; Dothideomycetes; Dothideales; Saccotheciaceae. The transcript has 2 exons. Gene Ontology annotation, cellular component: fungal-type vacuole; plasma membrane.